This is a messenger RNA of Lactuca virosa, 5193 nucleotides long. NCBI's taxonomy places the organism in Eukaryota, Viridiplantae, Streptophyta, Magnoliopsida, Asterales, Asteraceae. The record is from the annotation of a GenBank genome assembly.
GUCUUUGUUGAAAAAGACAGUGUUUGAAAAUUAGAAUGGCCAAUGGGAAAUGGUCAUGGCGUUUGGGAAAGUGUUCUUCCAAAUUGUCCUUUUUACCAGCACCGCCCCACGAAACUCCAUGACCUUUCCAAUUCAACACUGAUAUGAUUUGCCCUGCUGCCUUGCCUAGCUGUGAAUUCAUUCCCAAAAAGAAGAAAGUGAAUUCCGACACAACUUCUUUCUUCGUGCUUCUUUUAGAAACUUAAUUCUUCUUGCACACGAUUUUGGUUCUUCAGAAAAUAUUGAUCCCCAUCUUUCCGAUCGUGUCUCAACUUCAUUUUUCACUAAAAGUGAAUCCCGACACAGGGAUCUAAAUACUAUCUUUCACUUUAUAGGCACUAAUCCUUUGAUCAUCGUGUGUUGUUGUUGCUCUACUGAUUGAUCUAUUAUUACCAAUCUUGUUCAUGAGCAGAUCAUAUAAAGUUGAAAUGGGGGCUGAAUUGUUCAAAAAGUAUGCUGGCAGUUCAAUGAAAAUUUUCUACAGAUCACUUCUUAGGCAUCCGUUUCUUGUGGGUAUGGUUUUUAUUUUGAUUUGGAUGCACCGGUUGUUUCCUUUAUUCUUUUCGUUUCUGUUAUCUUCUUCUCCUGUUAUCGUGUCUACCGCUGUUCUGCUUGGAACUCUGUUAAGUUUUGGUCAGCCAAAUAUACCAGAAAUCGAAAAGGAACCCAAAUCUGAACAAUAUGAGAUUCAGAAAUUGGAAAGUAAGGUUAUGAGUCAAACUGAAACUGUCGAGAGAGAUGGAAACUUUGCUUCAGAGGAAACUAACAUCAGUAGAAUUGAAGUCGGAGAGAAGUCAUUUGAGGUGUUUAAUUCAGUUAACGAUGAUAAUUCUUGUGUAGAAGUCAAUAAACCUCUUUAUUUGGUUGAUGAUGGUGAGUUUGUGACCGAGGAAAAUUGCGAAAAUUCCCAAUUUGAGGAAGACCAGUUAGUAGACGAAGCAAAGAAUGAAAUAGAUGAAGUGAAGGUUGUUCUGGGAAGUCAUUAUUCUCCACUUAAGCAGUCAGAGGAUGAACGUAUCGUGUUGGAAAAUGAUGAUAAAUUAUGGGAGGGUUCUGCUGAUCCAUUGAAUUCUGAUCCUGCUUUGCUGUGGAAGCGUGUAGAAGGAGACGGCUAUGAUGAAGAUGAAGAUGAUGAUGAUGAUGAUGAUGAAGGUGAUGAUGAUGAUGAUGACGACGACUCAGGAUCUGAUCUUGCAGAGAGUUCAUCACCAGAUGCGUCAAUGGCUGAUAUCAUUCCGAUGCUUGAUGAGCUUCAUCCACUUCUUUCUGAAGAACAAGAAAUCCGUCAAGAGCAUAAUGAUGAUGAAGAUGGAAUGAUAAACCAUGAAGAUUCAGAACAUUCCCUUGAAUUGAGUGAAAGUAGCAGCGAGUCUAAUGAUGAAGAUGGUCAUGAAAACCAUAAAGAUGAACAAGUUGGAGAAGAAGAAGAAGAAGAAGAAUCUAAACACACUGACAAAGAAGAUGAACCCAGAUCCGCGAUUACAUGGACAGAAGAUGACCAAAAGAAUCUCAUGAAUCUUGGAACAUCAGAAAUGGAAAGGAAUCGCCGUUUGGAGAAUCUUAUUGCCAGAAGAAGGGCACGAAAAACCAUGAGAAUGCAAGCUGAAAAGAAUUUGAUAGAUUUAGAAAGUGCUGAUCUUCCAUGGAGCAUUCCUCCAAUUUCAACUACAAGAAGCAAUCCUUUUGAUUAUGAUUCCCACGAUAACAUUCCAGGGUCUGCACCUUCUGUUUUGUUGAAAAGAAGGAAUCCAUUUGAUCUUCCAUAUGAUCCGAAUGAAGAGAAACCUGAUCUUGUGGGGGACACUUUCCAGCAAGAAUUUGCAGGUUUUCAACCAAAGGAGCCGUUUUUUCGUAGGCAUGAAAGUUUCAAUGUGGGUCCCUCAAAUUUUGGGGCUUUGAGAAGUGAAAGGCAGGAAACUAAGCUAAGACCUUACUUUGUACCUGAGCGUACUUUUCAGAGACAAUUCAGUGGAAUUAGUGACUCUAAGGUCAGCUCUGUACCUGAUACUGAAUCUGUAUCUUCAGCUGAUGAUCUUGAAAACAAGGAUCAUGAAGAUGAACAGUCUCUAGAACAAGAACUGGUUUCUGAAAAAGAUCAAGAACAUGAACAUCCAGAGUUGAUUUCUGAAAGCCAUGAAAGACCUUACUUUGUACCUGAACAUGUUGCUUCAUUAGCCUAUGAAAGACAAUUAAGUGGGGUUAGUGACUCCAAGUUGAGCUCUAUACCUGAUACAGAAUCGGUAUCUUCAGCUAGUGAUCUUGAAAAUAAGGAUCAUAUAGAAGAUGACCACCAUUCUCUAGAACCCGAACUGGUUUCUGAAAAAGAUCAAGAACAUGAACAUGAAGAGUUGAUUUCUGAAAGCCAUGAAAGACCUUACUUUGUACCUGAACAUCUUGGUUCAGUGGCUUUUGAAAGACAAUCAAGUGAAGUUAGUGACUCCAAGUUGAGCUCUAUAUCUGAUACAGAAUCUGUUUCUUCAGCUGAUGAUCUUGAAAAUAAGGACCAUAUUGACCUUUCUCAAGAACCAGAACUUAUUUCUUUUGAAGAUGAUAUCGAUGACAAUGUGGAAUCUGUUCAAGUGAGGGAAGGAGAUGAAAGACUUCAUGAGGAUGAAAUAAGUGUUGGGAAUGUGAUGAAUCAACAAGAAGUAGUGAAUGUGGUCUCUUCUAUGGAGAUUAUGGCAGAAGCAGUUCAUAGCAGGGCAUCAAGUCUGUCAUCAUCUGAUGAAGUGAGUGAACAGGUAUAUAAUGAGAAAGACGGUGAUGAGGUGGCAACAUCAGUUUCAGAAACAAGUUCUUAUUUUGAAGAACAUGGCAGCUUAAUAGAAAGGUCUGAGAUUGAUGACACAAGUUUAUCGGUGGAAGAGAGUCACCCAAAAGAACCUGUAUAUGAUACGAGUCCUCGAUCUGUUACAAGGAAUCUCUCAUCUUCCUCAAUUUCUAAUGAUCUGCAUGCAAUUUCUGAGAGACAUGGUUCUUUUUCUGGUCAAGAUUCUCAAGAAACUGCUCCAAAAACUGAGAUGGAUUGCCAUGGUAAUGAUGUAGAGUUGAUAGAUUCAUCAGCAGCAGAUGAAGUUGGAUCAAGGAGCAUAACAAAUCGUGAUCUUAAUGACUUGGAACUAAACUUGGAGCCCUCUGUUGUGGAUGAUCAUCUGCAUAAAGAUGAAAGCUUUCAGCACACUGAUGAUCAACAUCAAUCAUCGAGUUCUGCAGAUGUUCUAUUGGACAUGGAUGCAUCUCAUCAGCCAGAACAGGUGGAAGGUUCCUCAUCAAACUCUAAUGGAAGAUCCCAUGAAAACACUCAACAGGAAGAAGUUAUAUCUCAACCAGAGGAGGAGGAUCCUGAAGAACUGCAGGUUCAAGAACAUAAACAAGGUGAAGUCACCUCAUCAAAUGGUGAAACAUAUGAAAACCCUAACCCUACCCAUCACCAAUUCAUAUCUGAAGAAGAAGAAGCUAUACCACAACCACAGGAAGAGGUCCCCUUGUUAGACACAACUGCAAACGAGCAAUCAGAAGACAAUCCUGAAUUAGUGCAGGUGCAAAUCACUAGCAACAACUUGGAUAAUUUGCAGAUGGAAGAACCACAGAAUGACAUUUCACGAAGCAUUGAUUCUGUAUUGAAUGCUCAAUUUGAUGUGGUUGAAACUGAAGAACCAGGAAACCGAGUGGAUCCCGAUGUGCCUGAUAACAUUGAGGAUGUAGAUGAGAUUCAUGAGAUGGAUGAAAAUUUUCUUGUGGAACUGGAUGCUGUAGGUGAUUUCAGUGUCAGUGAUUUAGUAUCAACUUCAAAUGAGAUGGAACAGGAUCCACAUGCUUAUGAUCAUGUUCUUGAGACUAAGCUUUCUGCAGAUGAAAAUUCUUAUUCCAAGGAUCUAGGAUCAGUCUUGAAUGUGACGGAACAGCCCCCGCAUGCUUUGGAGCAUGAUCUUGAAACUAAACAUUCUGGAGAUGAAAAUUCUUAUCCCAAGGAUCUAGAAUCAACUUUGAAUGAGAUGAAAGAGGACUCGCAUGAUCUUGAGACCAAGUGUUCUGCAGAUGAAGAUUCUUAUUCCAAGGAUUUAGGAUUGGAACAGAACCCACAUUCCUUGGAACAUGAUCUUGAAACUAAACAUUCUGAAGAUUUAGGAGCAACUUUGGAUGAGAUGAAACAGACCCCACAUGAUCUUGAAACCAAGCUUUCUGGAGAUGAAGUGUUGGGAUCCACUUUAAAGGAGAUGAAACAGGAUCCAGAUGCCUCUGAGCAUGAUAUUGAAACCAAACAUUCUGGAGAUGAGGAUUCUUACUCCAAGGAUCUGAGAUUAAGUUUGGAUGAUGAGAUGAAACAGGACCCACAUGAUCUUGAAACCAAGCAUUCUGAAGAUGAAGAAUCUUACUCAGAGGCUAUAGGAUCAACUUUGAAUGAGAUGAGAGUACAGGAGCCAGAGGCCUCGGGGCAUGCUCUUGAAACUUUCUAUUCUGUAGAUGAGUACGCUUUCUCCAAGUUUGUUGAAUCUGCUUUGAAUGAGAUGAAACAGGAACCACAGGCCUUGGAACAUGUUCUUGAAACCAACCCUUCUGCUGAUGAAGAUCUUUCCAAGACAAAACUCAAUAUGGAUGAAGAACAAGUAAUGGAGUCCCAGAAUGAGAAGGAAAGUAGCAACAUCGAGGUUGCAGGUGCUUCUGAAGCUGAAGCAUUCAAGACAAACUUGACCAACAACAAUACCAAUGAAUUAGUGGUGGCAUUGCCCCAAGAAACUGAGUCUAAUUCUAUUAGUGCCACAUUGGUUAACCAUGGAACAGAGAAUGUAUCAAGCACAAAUAACACGGAUAAAGAAUGAGAAGGAAAGAAGCAGUUUAUAUAUAAUAUGGUUUGGGGUUUUGAUUGGAGAUGAUGUACUAAGCUUACUCUAUAUUAGUUUCAGUUUUGCUCAGUGAGGCUUUCUGCGGUUGGGUUUUGAAAUUAUGGAUUUUUUGGUGGAAAUUUUUUGUGUUCUUUUGAGUGUUUGUUCAGGGAUGUUUUUGGUCUGAUGUAUUCAUUUUUGGUUGAAUGUAAAGUUUGCUUGAUUAAGGUUAGGGGUGGUUUCGGGGGUCUAUGGACCAUUGGUGUGUCUGUGUUGUAUUGCGAGUGUAAAGUUAUGUAGUUGAAAGAUUUAUAUACCUUGGCUUGUGUUU